Molecule: messenger RNA, 843 nt
Organism: Fusarium falciforme
Lineage: Eukaryota; Fungi; Ascomycota; Sordariomycetes; Hypocreales; Nectriaceae
Exons: 2
Coding region: 1-843 (280 amino acids)
Source: RefSeq, a predicted model, not a curated record
AUGGAAACCCUGUAUCCGGAAAGCUUGGCUGCACAGUUUCCCCGCCACUGGGGAAUAAGCACGGCAGACAGUAACCUCACCCUCCACGGCUUUCGUCGUUUCAAGACAACCCAUCUACUCAACCUACGAUACCUUGAAACCGAGAUUGAUGAGAUCGAUCACCUUAUGUAUCAACUCGGCCUGAGUCUGGAAUUAGAGGGCUGUUCUGGUCACAGGCUAGGCCUACAACACUGCCAAAAAGACGACCGUGUUCCCUCUAUCGACGACACGGUGACACGUGAUUUGAUCCAAAGACUUCGCCGCUUAUUGAGAGAAUACGACGAAGCACUAAUCGCGUUCAACUCGAUCAUGUCCAUGGACACAAUGUCACUCUUGGACGAUCACAAGCAAGCCAGCCUCAGAACAGAGCUGACUUUGCACGAGAAAUACAAGACCCGGCUCUUGAGAGUUGACCAAGGUUCCCGAGCCCGACAAGAUCCCCUUCAGCGGUAUAUCCAUAAACUUUUCAGGAUGCUCCAAUACAGGAGGAUUGCCGCAGUUUCGACGGACAAGGAGGGAGGGCCAGUGUCCAAACCAUCUUCUCAAAACACCACUCUCCUGGCGGACAUCACGGGCCGCAUCAUUGUCGCCAUCGCCUUGGUGCUGUUUUUGAUAGUUCCUCUCGCUAUACUGGCCCGGGAAACCAGUGAGACGGUUCAACUCGCUGUGGUUUCGGUGUUUAUCGUGAUGUUCGCUUGCGUAGUGACAGUCAUGCUAAGGGCGUCUAACUUGGAAAUGAUGAUUGUUUCCGCUGCAUACGCAGCAAUCCUGUCCGUGUUUGUCUCUAAUAACACAGCAAAAUAG